Molecule: messenger RNA, 882 nt
Organism: Zasmidium cellare ATCC 36951
Lineage: Eukaryota; Fungi; Ascomycota; Dothideomycetes; Mycosphaerellales; Mycosphaerellaceae
Exons: 4
Coding region: 1-882 (293 amino acids)
Cellular component (GO): plasma membrane
Molecular function (GO): acetate transmembrane transporter activity
Source: RefSeq, a predicted model, not a curated record
AUGUCGGCAGCUCAAGAGUUCAACGACACCCACAAGGAGGCCGACCACAUCAACGGCAACGGCACCAGCUCCCACGACCACGCCAAGCAGCGCAAGCCUUACGACUAUGGCGGCAACCCUCUCGCGCACAUCAACACCGGCGACUCUGCACGUCUCCAGGCCUUCGGUGGUGCCAUGCAGCCCGGUCUCUACAAGGUCGACACCAAGAACAGUUUCGCCAACCCAGCUCCUCUCGGUCUGUGCGGUUUCGCCUUGACGACCUUCCUGCUCUCCGCCAUCAACCUCGGCACUCGAGGUCUCAGCGAGCCAAACAUUGUCAUUGGUGCUGCGUUCGCGUAUGGUGGUCUCUGCCAACUUCUUGCCGGCAUGUGGGAAAUGGCUGUUGGCAACACUUUCGGUGCUACCGCUCUCUCGUCGUACGGUGGUUUCUGGAUCGGCACUGCGAUCAUCUUGACACCAGGUGGAUUCGAAAUCAUUUCGACUCUUGAGGCGGGCGGCAAUGCAGCGCCUUUCUUGAACUCGUUUGGUCUUUAUCUGAUGGGCUGGUUUAUCUUCACAUUCCUCCUGCUUAUCCUCACCCUCCGAUCGACCGUCGCGUUCUGCUUCCUCUUCCUGACGCUGGAUCUCGCCUUCCUCAUGCUCGGCAUCGCCUACCUUGACUACGGCCCAACUGGAGAGCCAAACACCGCAUGCCUUCGCGCUGGUGGUGCUUUUGGAAUCAUUGCAGCUUUCGCGGCUUGGUACAACGCCUUCGCCGGUAUGGCCGACUCGAGCAACUCCUUCUUCGUCGUCCCCGUCGCCCACUUCCCCUGGUCCGAGAAGGGUCGCGAGAACCGCAAGAAGGUCGACAACAGCGAGGCUCGCGCUGAGCAGCAGGUUUAA